AUGGUGGAAAAAGACCACAAUACGAGUAGAUCUCGUUCGAACUCGACAAUCAGUACAGACUCAGACUCGACAGCAUCACGAAUCCAGUCUCGUUCACAGAGCCGAGCUUCCAAAAUCAGCAUUGGAUUGAACCGCACAUAUUCAGGAUCAUACCCGGAUGACACAGUCCCAUAUCACAUCAAGGACACACCCUCAGAGGAACAAGAGGAUACUGAAUUUCCCGAGGGUACCCGGCAGGAUAGGGACUUGGAAAGAGGACCAAAUGCGGGGCAAGUCCUUGAAAAGUCAAAAACAGGGAGAUCAACACUUGCCAACUCCAAACUGGUAACAUGGGAUGGACCAGAUGAUUCUGCAAACCCAAAGAACUGGCCUACGCUCAAGAAAUGGGCAGCAGUCGUCAUGGUCUCGUUGUUCACCUUCAUCUCGCCCGUUUCCAGUAGUAUGGUUGCGCCUGCCCUCGAUUCCUUGGCGGCUGAUUUCAAUAUCUCCUCUGAGAUUCUACUUCAAUUGACGAUGUCGAUUUUCAUCCUCGCAUAUGCCGUUGGUCCACUUUUUCUCGGUCCGUUGUCUGAAGUGUAUGGUCGAACGAUCGUCCUUCAACUAGCCAAUCUGUUCUUCCUGGUCUUCAACAUCGGAUGCGGAUUCGCAAACACAACAACUCAAAUGAUCGUUUGUCGAUUUUUUGCAGGAUUAGGUGGUAGUGCCCCACUAGCUAUCGGCGGCGGAGUUCUCUCAGACUGUUUUCCUCCAGAGCAACGUGGCAAAAGUCUUGCUAUAUACAGUCUCGCUCCUUUACUUGGCCCAGCCGUAGGCCCAAUCGCAGGCGGCUUUAUUGCGGAAAACGUGACUUGGCGCUGGGUAUUCUGGUCGGUCUCUAUCGCCGAUGCCGUAAUUCAAUUAGCCGGUAUAUUCUUCCUCCGGGAAACAUACGCCCCCAAGAUUCUCGCCGACCGCGCAAAGCGUCUAACCAAAGGUACGGGCGAACAACACCACACAGAAGCAGAACUCCAAAAGAUACCAUUCACUCAGAAGCUUCAAACAUCCCUUGUUCGACCAUUCCGCCUCUUACUCACCCAGCCCAUCGUCCAAGUCCUGGCUGUCUAUAUGGCCUACAUCUACGGUCUGAUGUACCUGAUGCUCGCCACAUUUCCGUCCCUCUGGACAAGUGCAGAAUACUACAACGAAUCCUCCGGAAUCGGUGGACUAAACUACAUCUCCAUCGGAAUAGGUUUCUGGCUCGGCUCACAGAUCAGUGCGCAGUUGAUAGACCGAAUCUACCGUGGCCUAACAGCAAGGAACGGUGGAGUCGGACGGCCCGAAUUCAGAAUCCCGCUUAUGAGUAUCGCCGCCAUCCUCCUUCCAGCCGGACUAUUCAUCUAUGGCUGGACAGCCCAGGAACACUGCCACUGGAUCGCGCCAAAUAUCGGGGCGGCAUUGUUUGGAAUGGGAACGAUCAUGGCAUUCCAGUGUAUUCAGACGUAUAUGGUUGAUACGUAUACGCGGUUUGCGGCUAGUGCACUGGCAGCAGGUGCGUUUUUGCGUUCACUGGCUGGAUUUGGAUUCCCGCUUUUUGCGCCUUACAUGUUUAAUGCGUUGCAUUACGGAUGGGGAAAUAGUUUGUUGGCGUUCGUAUCUCUUGGUAUCGGUAUUCCGGCUCCGAUUAUCUUGUGGAAGUUUGGGGAAGGGUUGCGGAAGAAGAGUACUUACGCGGCGGGAUAA
Molecule: messenger RNA, 1719 nt
Organism: Penicillium longicatenatum
Lineage: Eukaryota; Fungi; Ascomycota; Eurotiomycetes; Eurotiales; Aspergillaceae
Product: MFS transporter
Exons: 3
Coding region: 1-1719 (572 amino acids)
Biological process (GO): transmembrane transport
Molecular function (GO): transmembrane transporter activity
Source: RefSeq, a predicted model, not a curated record